This is a messenger RNA of Daucus carota subsp. sativus, 1593 nucleotides long. RefSeq lists its product as uncharacterized. The record is from RefSeq and is a predicted model, not a curated record. NCBI's taxonomy places the organism in Eukaryota, Viridiplantae, Streptophyta, Magnoliopsida, Apiales, Apiaceae. The coding region runs from base 47 to 1435 and encodes 462 amino acids. The transcript has 4 exons.
GUCGAACUGUAUACUAGUACUACCAGCACCAAGUGUGUAGAAGAGAAUGGAGGCAAAAAUGGAAGAAGCGAAAAGAAAAUGCAGAAGUGUUGAAGAGAGUGUAGAAAAUAAUCUAAAAAUAUUAAAUUCAUCUUGUAAGCAAACCCUUUUGAGAUUAAUCCGUUCCGAGCUUUCUUUUCUUUCAAGAUUUCAGUCCCACAACCCCAGCUCACCCCUCAGUGUUAAUAUCGGUCAUUUGGAGGCAGUAGUUCAUAUUCUUAAGCAACCGUGUAUAAGUGGAGUUUCGCGAGUUUGCAAGCCAAUACCACAGUCUUCUUUGAUUGGUAAUAGGGAGAAAGUGGGCGAUAAUUUGAAAGGUGUCUAUGUUGAUAUAGUAUGCACUUUCAAUGGAGACCCUGUUUGGUUUAUAGUAUCUGAUAGGAACCCCAAGUACAUUUAUUGGCAUGGAAAUGCAUCUUGUCGGAACAAAGGCUUAAAGACGAGGAUUGAAAAUGUUCUUGAUGCAGCAAGGUCAUCCAUAUCUCUGAGGCCAACUUCGGUAAUUCUUUUCUUUUCAAAUGGAGUUGAGGACGAUGUAAGUGAAGGUCUUCGUAAUGAUUUUGCAGCCACUGAUUGUCAUAUGGAUUUUUCUUCUUUUGAAUUUGGAUUCUCUGAGGAGCUAGAGGGUGAGUGGGUAGAUAUACUUGCGAGAUCAUACGAGCGGGCAUCUGUAGUUGAGAUAAAAGUUGAACAUCUCGAAAGUUCCAGUUCCUUGUGUGCAAAGGAAACUCUCCAUGGUGUUACCAAGCCAGGAAUCUCAGCUUCACGAGAAGAAAAGUUUGGAAACUAUGAGUCAUUUCAUUCUUUUGUUUCUCUGAUGGAUUUGUCCUUAAUUAAUGACAAAAAUUUGGGGCCUGCUUUACUUGAAAACUCAUUAAGCAAUCUCAUUAAUUUUGACACCACAGCUUUAAUUGCUAUUGUAUCCGGGAUCAGCAACGGUGGUAUAGAGAAACUUCUGGCCACUCCUGAAAGUGAAUUGAGAAGUCGAUUUAAGAGCAAUUAUGAUUUUGUGAUUGCUCAGGUCAUGUCUGAAGUGCAGAAUCCAAUUCACAUGGAAUUAGGUGGCGUGGUAUCUGGAAAAGGAGGCAUUAUAUGUGAAACUGUCUGUUCAGAGUUUAAGGAGCUAGUGUCAAUGUGUGGUGGUCCUAACGAAAAAUUAAGGGCGAAGCACCUACUAGAGCAUCUCAUAGUUGUGCCUGAUAGUCCUUCAACACGCAUGAUGAGCUUAGCAACUACCAGGAAGUUGGCCCUGAAAAAUAAGGUUGUUUUUGGAACCGGAGAUUUGUGGCAUGCUCCAACUUUAAGUGCAAAUAUGGCUUUUGUGAGAGCUGUUUCACAGACGGGAAUGUCUCUGUUAACCAUAGAGCAUAGGCCACGAGCUUUAACUGGUGAUUAGUGUAAUGUUAUUGUAGUCACAAUGGAAAGUAGGUACUAGCAUAUGUCGUCGACUUGGUAAAGUCUGGUUGACGUUGCUAUGUUGAUGUAGCCUGACUCCGGAAGAUAUCUGUACUUUUAUGCUACAUUUCAACCAAGUCUUUGUUGACGUUUUGUUCA